CAGAAGGUCAAACAACUGGAAAUGAUACGUGUUCACGCUUGCUGGACUCGGCUGCUUGAUGAUAUCGAUCUCUAGGUGAUAAGCAAGGCACGUGGCAACGGCCGCAUGAAUCCCCCCCAACCAACCCCACCAUCAGCAUCCCCAAGAAUUGAAAUGGAGUCGCCGCGGAAGAUCCGGAAUCGCGCCGCGUGUCGACGCUGUCAGCGACGGAAGAUUCGCUGCGAUGGAAACGAGCCCUCGUGUGGAUCUUGUCAGAAGGCAGGGGUCGCCUGUGUCAAUGAUGGCAAGCAGGAGGUCACUCGCAGAUACAUUUCGAACAUGGAGAACCGCAUCCGGUGGCUGGAGGCCAUUGUGAAAGAGAAUUGCUCUCACAUUGACCUCCGUUGCAAGACACAGGCGGAUGCUUCUGAUGACACGCGGCCCGGCCCAACCGACGAUUCUUUCCACUACCCCGUCCAAACCAUCAGCAAUGGUUCGCAGCAAGAAGAGGAGCCCAGACUUGAAGAACAGCUACCCUCUAUGAGUGAGCAGCACACAUCAAAUCCUCCAUCUGGUCAACAGCAGGCCCACGAGGUCGGACUGGUGUCCUUGUCUUCCGGGGGAGGCGCUCGGUACAUUGGGCCAUCCAGCGGCUACUUCUUCGCAAAUCGCAUUUUCUCUAGCGCUGGUCGCUGUCGGAGAGAGAGAGGAACGACCAGAUCCAACGCCCAAUCGGCCUAUCUUUCAGCUGAGCUCCUGAAUAACCUGACACUUCUACCCACUCGGAAGGAAAGCGCCAUGGAACUGUCAGCCAAGUACUUCCAGACCGUUCACCUCACCUACCCCUUUCUGCAUGAGCCAUCUCACAGAGCAAUCAUCGACCGGGUUUACGCUUCCCAGGAGGAGAACCCUCUAGACCGUUUCCAAGUCUAUCUGGUAUUAGCAAUCGCGGCCCUGAACCUGUCACGCCAAUGCAAGGUUCAUCUUCCCGUGGAAGGCUACUACGCAUCAGCCAUGAGGUAUGCUGAGAAUGUCUGUACAGACGGCUCGAUGGCUGCGCUGCAAUGUCUCUUGCUUCUGAUGGUGUAUGCUUUGCACAACCCUUCUUGUAACGUUAACAUCUGGAACCUUAACUAUCAGUGCCUGGCUAGUGUGAUAGAUUUAGGACUCCAGCGUGAUGUGCGAGCCUCCUCGUCAUUACAAAUUUCAGUGCUUGAACAGGAGAUGCGGACCCGUGUGUUUUGGGUGGCCUACACGUUUGAUCGAGCCAUAUGCACGAUGAUGGGCCGUCCGAUCGGAGUCCGGGACGAGGCGUGUGAGAUGAGAUUUCCCCUAGAUAUUUCAGACCACAACCUCGUUCACCCCGAUGCCGCCCAGCACUUGGCCGAAUCCCCGUCACCCAUGUCUCACUCAAUCCACCUAUUCAAGCUGGCGAAGAUGAACUCGGAGAUCAAAUACAUCAUGCAUAGCAUCCAACGCGGCGUGCCUGCCUACGCCUACCCCCCGAUCAAGGACAUAUUUUCGUGGCAGCGGGACAUGGUGGACUCUCUCCAAACCUGGCUCUUCGAAAUACCCCAAACAAGGAAUUGCGAUGAUGCAAUGGCCCAGCUUUGCAAAGCCAAGUACCACGAAACAAUGAUCUUAUUACUACGACCCAGUCCGGCGAUUCCCGAUCCAACGGAGGAGAUCCUGGAUCUGUGCUUCCACCAGGCCGUUGAUCUCCUCCAAGAGUUCGGUGGUAUGUACAGGUCCGGCAGUCUGCUGUACAGCCGGCUCCUUGUCCACUCUGUCUUCCUGGGCGCACUCGUCCUCCUCUACUGUAUCUGGAAACUGCCCCGGACGACAGCCACAGUCCGAGUGGACGAGCUGAUUUCGAACCUGGGCGUGGCCCAAAACAUCCUCAGCAGCAUUGGCGAGUACUGGGCCGAGGCCACCCGCGCGCGGGACUGUAUCGACGAGUUGUCCAACGUGACCAUGCAACGGCUUCUUAGAAACCAAAGCUCGGCGACCACGGUACAUACAGCUGAUGCCAACCGGAGAAGUUCCCGAUCCGGUCCCAUCCAGAACGCCGAACUUGUGCACAUCCGACAUCUGCAAGAGCUGUAUCCCAGCCCAAAUCAGGAUUCCUCGGAGAGACUUGUGAAUACAAAUUCGGACUGCUUGCCUUUAGUUCCUAUGCAGGGAGAUAUGGCUGGUACGGUCGAGGAUCAGAUGAACCUGUUCGACGACCUUUUACAGGGCGAUUUUCAGGGGUGGAGUGGAAUGUCCGAUAUCGAUGGGCUUAUGUGGGAGCUGUUCAAUACUUUGCCGCAAUAAAUUACCAUACUCGGAUGCGAGGCAAUACCACCGGUCUCCAAGUUAAUCCGCUCAUCAGCCGGCUUCUUUUUCACGAUUUGGAAGUGACAAUCAGCCAGAACGGCUUGAGCAGGAGCAAUGUGGGGCCUGGUAACAGUCUCUGAUCUCAAGGCCAUGUGAAUCGUGCCAUAACUGCGAUA
Molecule: messenger RNA, 2474 nt
Organism: Aspergillus heteromorphus CBS 117.55
Lineage: Eukaryota; Fungi; Ascomycota; Eurotiomycetes; Eurotiales; Aspergillaceae
Product: Zn(II)2Cys6 transcription factor
Exons: 3
Coding region: 106-2295 (729 amino acids)
Biological process (GO): positive regulation of transcription by RNA polymerase II; DNA-templated transcription
Molecular function (GO): sequence-specific DNA binding; zinc ion binding; DNA-binding transcription factor activity, RNA polymerase II-specific
Source: RefSeq, a predicted model, not a curated record